GUUCGACUUCAUUGGUCAUCUAUGAUAGCUCAUUUACUUGAACUUUUCUUCGGACAUGAUCAUACCUCUUUCAGUCACCAUCGACUUCCGUAUCGAGCAUUUACUUUCGAUGCUAACGUGCAUCGCUGCUUGGGAACUGCUAAGAAAAAAAAUGCUAGUUGUCUGCCAAAGGCUCAUUAACACGAACACCAUCAUAGCCAUAAGUGGUAUUCCAAUGAGCUUUAGAAUUUCCUCCGUGUCUUCCUGGCAGUAAUAUAACGAUGUGAUAAUAGUGCAAGACAGCAUUCACGAUGUAACACUUUCUUCCACCCUCCAUCACAAGCAGAAACUUAAGACCCCAUUUAAGUUUACACCUGACAAAUGAUCAGAUACAUGGCAGAGGAGCAGAUCACUGUGUAUGAUGCAGAGACACAGCAGCCAGUGACUGUAACAGUAAAUACAUCUGGAGAUAAUGGUUCUGUGCAAACCAUCCAGUACAUCACUUCAGAUGGGCAGGUUGCCCAGUUACAGUCUGAUGUACUACAGGCAACUGCUGCUACAGUCAUGUCUGAUGCAUCCAUGCCGAUGGUGGUAGGCAGUGUGGGCAGCAUUGGGCAGCAAGGAACAACAGUUUUGCAACCACAGACUGCUGCCCAGCCAGCAUCUGGCACCACCACAGUCAACACAGCCAGCCUGCCACAGAUGCUGUUCCUCAAUCAGGUGACCAUCAAUGGCCAGACAUCCUUUGUGCUGGUUGAUGCUAACAACAAACCUGUUCAGCUUCCACAAGGAAUCCAGGUGAUCAACUUGCCAACACCCCAAGUAGGCCAGCAGCUACCAGUUCCUGGAGCAGAGACAGGUGAUGAACCUCUGUAUGUAAAUGCCAAGCAGUAUCAUCGGAUACUUAAGCGCAGGCAAGCGCGUGCAAAACUUGAAGCUUCAGGCAAAAUUCCUAAAGAGAGACAGAAAUACCUCUAUGAAUCAAGACAUCGACAUGCAAUGAACAGACAGAGAGGAAACGGAGGAGUGUUUGUGGGAAACACAGGGAAGGAUGGAAAAGGCAUGUUGAAAACAGAAUUGGGAAUGCACUCUGAUGGUCAAGCUGGAAGUAUACUUUCUUCACUUACAACAUGAGCUUUUGCAAUGGAAGCACCAGUGUAAUGACUCUACUUCCCCACCCUACUUCCAUCCAGAAAAAUUUUCAGAAUGGCAUCUAUCUCAAAGAAAUGACUGUUUUUGUAAAUAUGUUUGCGUGUCAAAAGAGAGUGUGUGUUGGGAAUUAAGGAGCUUGUAUGAGAGUAGAUGUAAGCAUGUUAUCUUGUGAGAAAUAAAUUCUUACAAAUAUGUUUGUCAAAGAGAGUGUGUUGUGUAUGGGCAGACAUUUUUAAAGCUUGUAUGAGAGUAGAUGUAAGCAUGUUAUUUUGUAAGAAAUAAAUUCUUAAUAAGCAUCAGGACUGAUGUGGCUUGUUUUUUAAUUAUUGGAAAAUGAGCUUUAAGACUUAACUGUAACAUGAUGCAUAUGUUGACAUUUUUUUGCCUGCUGCAAUUUAUGGCAUCCAGAUUAAAGUACUUGUUCUCUGAUUUGAGGACAUGAAUGUGAAGCCUG
Pomacea canaliculata is the source of this 1585-nucleotide messenger RNA. Its product is annotated as nuclear transcription factor Y subunit alpha-like. Gene Ontology annotation, molecular function: RNA polymerase II cis-regulatory region sequence-specific DNA binding; DNA-binding transcription factor activity, RNA polymerase II-specific. NCBI's taxonomy places the organism in Eukaryota, Metazoa, Mollusca, Gastropoda, Architaenioglossa, Ampullariidae. The coding region runs from base 361 to 1113 and encodes 250 amino acids. The transcript has 6 exons. The record is from RefSeq and is a predicted model, not a curated record. Gene Ontology annotation, cellular component: CCAAT-binding factor complex. Gene Ontology annotation, biological process: regulation of transcription by RNA polymerase II.